AUGUCAGACAACCAGGGCAACCUGAACAACAACAACGUCCCGCUAAACAACAAUGGCGGACCCAACAGAAUGCGCAACCCGAACCUCAACCAGAACCCCCUCAUCAACGUGCGGGACCGGCUCUUUCAUGCCCUCUUUUUUAAGAUGGCAGUCACCUACGCCAGGCUCUUCCCGCCGUCUUUUCGGCGGAUUUUCGAGUUCUUCGUGCUUUUGAAGGCCUUGUUUGUGCUCUUCAUUCUGGCCUACAUCCACAUCGCCUUCUCCCGUUCUCCCAUUAACUGCUUGGAGCAUGUGCGUGAGAAGUGGCCGCGUGACGGUAUCUUGCGCGUGGAGAUCCAACGCAACUCAAGCCGUGCUCCCAUAUUCCUGCAAUUCUAUGAGACUGAGGGCUUCCAGGGUCUGGUCAAAGAGCCUGAUGGAGACACGGAGGACGCUGGCCGAGCUCCUGUUCACCACGAAGAGGAGGAGGAAGAGGAGAUGACCAUGGAAAUGUUUGAUAACAGCUCUGUCAGGUUUGAGCUGGACAUUGAGCCCCGGCUGAAGCCCUCCCUGAGCGCUGGUGUCCCGGGCUUGGGCCUGAACGACACGCAGGACCUCUCCUUUAGCCAGGCGCCCUCUAAAGGUAUGCAGCCGCUGAAGGAGACUGUCUCCGAGAUUGAGAUGCUCACUCGAGCAGUUUGGCCUCAGGAGGAAUAUAUAGUGGAGUAUUCUCUGGAGUAUGGCUUUUUGCGGCUGUCUCAAACCACAAGGCAGCGUCUCAACAUUCCUGUCAUGGUGGUUACCCUGGACCCAAUGAAGGACCAGUGCUUUGGAGACGGCUUUAGUCGCUUCCUGUUAGAUGAGUUCCUCGGUUAUGAUGACAUUCUGAUGUCCAGUGUGAAGGCCUUAGCAGAAAAUGAGGAAAAUAAAGGGUUCUUAAGAAAUGUGGUUUCGGGAGAACACUACCGUUUUGUCAGCAUGUGGAUGGCACGUACCUCCUACCUGGCUGCCUUUGUGAUUAUGGUGAUAUUCACCCUCUCAGUGUCCAUGCUGCUCCGCUAUUCCCACCACCAGAUUUUUGUCUUCAUAGUGGACCUUCUGCAGAUGCUAGAGAUGAACAUGACCAUCGCCUUCCCAGCAGCUCCUCUUCUCACUGUAAUCCUGGCACUUGUUGGGAUGGAAGCUAUCAUGUCUGAGUUUUUCAAUGACACAACCACAGCUUUCUACAUAAUCCUCAUUGUGUGGCUGGCUGACCAGUACGAUGCAAUCUGCUGCCACACCAACACAAGCAAACGCCACUGGCUCAGGUUCUUUUAUCUGUACCAUUUUGCAUUCUAUGCCUACCAUUAUCGCUUUAAUGGGCAGUACAGCAGUCUGGCUCUAGUCACUUCUUGGCUCUUCAUUCAGCACUCCAUGAUCUACUUCUUCCACCAUUACGAGCUGCCGGCUAUCCUGCAGCAGAUUCGUAUCCAGGAGAUGCUGCUGCAGAAUCAGCAAGCAGGACAGGGCAACCAAACGGCGCUGCAAGACAACCUGAACAACAACACCAGCGCAGUGGGCCCCGCUGGACGAGCUACAGCAGCUACUGCCGCUGCUACACCUGCUACAGUCAACGGCCAAGACCACCAGCCCGCUCCAGCCCAGCCGCAAGCAGAAGCGCCAAAUGGCCUUCCCACACCCACCGCGCCUCCUGCAACGUCCAGCGAUCCGAACUGGAUGGCCGAGACGGCGGCUAUCAUCACAGAGGCCAUUAUAACAGAGGCGCUGUCAGCCCCACACUUGGACAGCGCUUUGCUGGACUCGCCAGCUUCCGCCACUGGUGUGAGUGUGACGAUGGAGACGCAAGGUCAAAGCCAAAGCACGUCAGGCGAGAACCAGGAGGGUCAAAGUACUUCAUCUGGAGAUCCAGAGAUAAAACCUCGGGGCUGUGCUCAGGGCCUCGGGCCUCCUGGAGGAGGAGAAAAAGAUGAAGCAGGAGCGAGUCCUUCCCUCACAGACUGUAGAAAGUCCGAGGUAGGCGAAGUGGACACGCGGCAACACGCCGCAGACUGGCAUGGCAAGAAAGAGGGCGAAAGUCGCACUGGACCGUCAACAGCUCCCUCCUGAGCUUGGCGCUUGUUCGCCCCCGUUCCAAACUUGUGAUUCCACCUCCUUUCCUCUUCAACUAGCAGCAACCAAGCUUCUUCACCCUAAACGCAUCCGGAUAAGGCCUUGAGGAGGAAGAGGAGCAGCAUCAGCGAUGGAGCGCAAUGUAAUCACACCCCUUAAUGUCUGGUCAAGAAAUGGGGGGUGGAACUUUUUGUUUUCUUAGGGACUUUGAGAGUAAAGUGAGAGUAGACGCUUCUCGAUUUAUGUUGAAAAGACACAGUGUCAGGGUGAAAUCUGUUGGAGAGCAUUUGUGUG
This is a messenger RNA of Colossoma macropomum (tambaqui), 2382 nucleotides long. It is a transcript of the gene tmem259, whose product is annotated as transmembrane protein 259. Gene Ontology annotation, cellular component: endoplasmic reticulum. Bases 1 to 2085 code for a protein of 694 amino acids. The transcript is spliced from 11 exons. Lineage: Eukaryota; Metazoa; Chordata; Actinopteri; Characiformes; Serrasalmidae. Gene Ontology annotation, biological process: positive regulation of ERAD pathway; response to endoplasmic reticulum stress. The record is from RefSeq and is a predicted model, not a curated record.